Gongylonema pulchrum is the source of this 270-nucleotide messenger RNA. The record is from the annotation of a GenBank genome assembly. Lineage: Eukaryota; Metazoa; Nematoda; Chromadorea; Rhabditida; Gongylonematidae.
GACCGAGAUGAUAUCAGUGCAACAGCGAGCCGCUUGUUGAACCGUUGUAGGGCGGUGGAAGUGGUCGUAAACACGCCAAGGAAUGCGGAGCAAACCCAAGCACUCAAUAAUGUCAACAGUUUAAUCGAGGCAGCAAUAGACAAAAUGCAAGAGGAUUUGAACAACACCAAAGAGAUGGUGCAACGUUAUCUGAACGCAUGCUCUCCGGAUCAGCCGGAUGGCCCAAUCGAUCAACGAUUUCAAUCCCAGGCAAACUUGCAACAUUCAUAA